Hypanus sabinus (Atlantic stingray) is the source of this 4713-nucleotide messenger RNA. Its product is annotated as polyunsaturated fatty acid 5-lipoxygenase-like. The coding region runs from base 92 to 2197 and encodes 701 amino acids. The record is from RefSeq and is a predicted model, not a curated record. Gene Ontology annotation, molecular function: arachidonate 12(S)-lipoxygenase activity; protein binding; iron ion binding. The transcript has 22 exons. Gene Ontology annotation, biological process: linoleic acid metabolic process; lipid oxidation. Lineage: Eukaryota; Metazoa; Chordata; Chondrichthyes; Myliobatiformes; Dasyatidae.
GAGGCUGUUAUUUACAUAAAGUGCGCCGCCCCUGCCUUGCAAAGUAUUUCUCUGCAACUGGGCUCCGAGUUUCCGUACCUCGACAGGAGAGAUGGUCACCUACAGGGUCACGGUAGCCACUGGAACGUCAGACUACUCGGGAACCAACGACUACGUCUAUGUCACUCUAGUGGGAGAGAGGGGGUCCAGCAAGAGAACUCUCCUCGACAAGUGGCUGUACAAUGACCUGGAGAGGGGGAGCGUGGAUGAAUACGAGGUGGAGAGUGAGAAGGACCUGGGUUGCAUCUGGUGGGUGCAACUGGACAAGGAGAAGUUCCUGGUGGAGGACAAUUGGUUCUGCCGCUACGUGAUGGUGCGGCCGCCUUCGGGAGAGAGCCUCGUCUUCCCCUGCUACAGAUGGUUGUGCCACAAUGACAGCGUCUGCCUCCGGGAAGGAGCAGCUAAGCGACCCACUGAUGACACACUACCCGUCUUUCGGUCGCAUCGUCAGGGGGAGCUCGAGGACAGGCAGAAGUUGUACAGGUGGAAGGUUUGGAAGACUGGCGUCAGCAAGUGCAUUGAUGCUGAAACCAAGGAGCACCUGCACCCGGACGUCAAGUUCGACGAUGACAAACGUGCCGACUUCGAGAACUCCCUGCAGUUGGCUUUAGGGGAACUGUUCCUGAAGAAGUUUGUGAAUAUGUUCGGAAACUCAUGGGACAGUCUGGAGAGCUUUCAGAGGAUAUUCUGGAGAGUCAAGAGUGCCAUAGGAGUCUACGUGGCAAAACAUUGGAAGGAAGACUGGUUCUUUGGGUACCAGUUCAAAAAUGGUUGCAAUCCCUGCUUGAUCGAGAGGUGCACGGAGAUCCCAAAGAAAUUCCCUGUGACAGACACCAUGGUCAACCAGUUUCUCGGAGGCUCUACACUGGCACAGGAAAUGAAGAAAGGGAACAUUUACAUCGUGGACUACAAGAUCUUGGAUGGAGCUAUUGGAAACGUGAUUCAGGGGAAACAGCAAUACAUGGCAGCCCCCCUCUGCCUGUUGUUCCAGGACUCCCAGAACAGGCUGAUGCCUGUAGCCAUCCAGCUUGGCCAGCACCCUGGGCCCAACAAUCCCAUCUUCCUGCCCUCGGAUCCAGAGAACCUCUGGAUGCUGGCCAAGAUCUGGGUGCGGAGCUCCGAUUUCCAGCUGCAUCAGAUUUGCUUCCACCUGUGUGGGACUCACCUCCUGGGAGAAGUGUUCUGCAUCGCCACAUUGAGGCAGCUUCCUGCCGUGCACCCUGCCUUCAAGCUUCUGAUUCCGCAUACGAGAUACACACUGGAGAUAAACACGCGGAGCAGAACUGGACUCAUGGGCAAGGAUGGUGUCAUUGCCAGACUAGCAGCCUCGGGUGGCCCUGGCCUGGGUGCAGUUGUCCAGAAGAUAUUUAAGUCGUUCACCUAUAGGUCCAUAUGUCUCCCUGACAACUUGCAGGACCGUGGAGUCCAUGGACUGAAGGAAUACUUCUAUCGGGAUGAUGGACUCCAAAUCUGGGGUGCAAUCAACAAGUACGUGAAGAACAUCAUGGGGCUGUACUACAAGAGUGACUGCGACGUACUUGAAGACGUGGAGUUGCAGGCUUGGCUGAAGGAUGUGGUCCAAGAGGGAUUUGCAGAGCUUCCUGAAUUUGGCAUCCCGACAAGCUUUCUGACCAGGGAGGAGCUGUUCAAAUUCUUCACGAUGGUGAUCUUCAUCUGCUCCGCCCAGCACGCUGCAGUGAACAACGGUCAGUACGAUUGGAGUUGCUGGGUGCCAAACUUGCCUUGCACCAUGAGGAAGCCUCCACCCACCUCCAAGGAGGACCACUCAAUCGAGCAGCUCAUGGACACGCUACCUGAUAUGAGUCAGUCCGCUAUGCAGAUGGCAUUCAUGUGGCAACUGGGUCGGUCUUUACCCAACAAGAUCCCCCUGGGCUUUUUCGAGGAGAACUUCACCGAGCCUGAUGCUAAGCAGAUCAUAGCAGAGUUCCAGCAGGAUCUGAAGGAGAUCGAGCAAAGGAUUGAGGACCGAAACCAGCAUCUUGAACUCAAGGAUGUAUUGACAUGGUACCACAGUGGUUCGUGUAAAACUAUUACAGUGCCACUGUCUGUAAGGAGCUCGUACUUUCACUCUGUAACCGAAUAUCCCCCAUGUGCUUCAGUUUCCUCCACAUUCCAAAGAUGUACAGCAGGAAAAUGAACAUUGAGGAAGCAUAUGCUUAUAUAAUCGUACUUUGAUAAUAAAUUUACUUUCAACUACUAUGUCUCUGAGGCCUGAACUAUCUCCAACACAGUCGCUGCAAAAUUUCCCAGGGAACUCAGCAGUUCAGGCAGCAUCGGUGGAGAGGAAUAAACAGUCAACGUUUCGAGCCGAGACCCUUCGUCAGGACAAAAAAUGAAAGGGAAACAAGCCAGAACGUGAAGGGCGAGGGCAGGAGAACAAGAACAAGAUGGCAGCUCGUAGGUGAAAACAGGCCUCACAUUGUCGGCGAUGAUCGUCUGGGCGAGCAUCAGAAUUCCCAGGAACAAGAACAGUCUUUUCAUCAUCUUCGAGCUGGCUCUUAAAUCAAGACAAGAGAGGGCUCAUUUAGUGGGAAGUCCGACAAAGGUUUGAGGUGUUAAGAAAGAGGAAGACGCUGCGGAAAGAUUCAAACCGAUAGCUCAAGCAGCAUGAAAAGGAUGAAGGCUGAACAGCCUCUUUCUGCCAGAGGUAAAAACACAUGAAUGGCAUACGUCAAGACGCCACCACGUGAUAGAUGGAUGCCUUGUAAAAAGUAGACUUCGGGACAAGCGCACGAUGUGCUCUCUCAAUUUCCAGCUCCAUAGUCGAGUGAAGCUCCAGCACGUCCCGCAGCAAGUUUCCGACAAACUCCAUCAUAGACAAGCCCUCCACUCCUUCAGGAAUGUCGUAUAUUCUGAUACUUUUCCGCCAUGAUCUUCCCUCCAGAUGGAUGCUUCCUCUACCGUGGCCUGGCACUUAAGCUCAGGACAGGAACAUCGCCAGGUAGCUGCUGCAUGGCUAGAAAGGCUCGUCGGACACAGGCCCAGAAACUUCUUUAAGGACUGGUCCCAUACAUCCUGAAUUCUCUUGCAGAAAGGGCCUCCGUGCAGCGUACCAUCACACGGGAACACUUCCUGCACACCCUGCUCCACUUACUCACUCCUGGCUGCAGCCCGGUCACACUCCAGCAGUCAGCUCGGCCACCUUGCAGCGACUGGAGGCUUCUGAACGAGGAUCUGCUGCAGAAAGCAGCUUUGUUAAACUGGUUCAAGCCGACAGCAUAUACUUUCCAAAGCCUGCAUCCACUAUUAAGAGUGCUCCAUGAUACAACCUUAUUGCUCCCAUCACGGAAGAGACCCUCCCCAGGCACUCAACUCUGUAACUGUACAAAAAUAUUACACCUGCCCCUGCUCUUGCCUCACCACCACCCAGAGCUCCAAACUGCCCCUGCUGGUGAGGUACUCCUUCGCAUGCGAACACUGCAGUGUUAUUCAUCACAUCCGGUGCUCCAGGUGCGACCGCCUAAAUAUCGAUGAGACCGGACGAAGGCUGAGCGAGGGGUAGUGGGGGGAAGGAACAGCUUUCCCGGGCACUUUCCUUUUCCUGCCAGUGCUAGGUGAGGUUUCCCAGUGGCCAGACAUUUCACUUCCACUUGCCAGUCCCAUACCAACGUGUCUGCCCACAGCCUCCUCCACAGGGUCAAAGCCAAAGGCAAAAUCCAGAGCACUGUGCACACAGUGUUGUCGGUGAUCCCACGCAUCUCUUUGACCCCAACCCCCUACCAUCAGGCAGGAGGUACCGUAGGCCAGUUAGGAUGACCUACCAAAUCCCCUGCCACCACCCAGGUCUCACCAUGUAUGAAGCAGCAUUAGUGGUGUAUUGCUAUUUCUAUCAUGUGUCUUGUAAAUGGAAAUUCAUAAAUGAUUUGUGGUAAUCGUACUUUGUGUUGUGUGUGUUAAAUGUACCGUGUUGUGCAUCUUGGUCAGGAGGGGCGAUGUUGUGUUUCAGUGGUUCAAUUGUUCAAUUUAAUAUCAGAGAAUGCAUACACUAUACAAUCUGAAAUCCUUACUCUUCGUAGCUGUACAAUAUACUGUGUAUGUUAAUCAAAAGGGCUUCUUAGUUUUGUUAAGAGUAGGAAUGCUUCUUUGUAUGAUAAGUGCUUUCUCUCACAGUUGUUUAGCUUUGGACUUGCUGAUAUCGGGAUUAUAUUCAUUUGAUAACCAAAGGGGAAUGUUAUUUUGUCUUGUGAGGCUGGGAGCUUGAGGGUUUUUGCGGUCUUUUCAGGGGAGUCGGGAAGAAGACGCCCAGGAAGGUGGACGUACGCUGCACUGCUCGGUCGACCACCAGGGUUGUCCCAGGUGCAAGGACGUGGAGGUCGGAGGAAAGUGACGAGGGGUCGAAUGGUUCGAUGGUUGAGCUCCAACGAUGUGCACUAAACUGACUGAACUUUGAUAAAUUCAAUUUUAGGUUGUUCCACUUUCGGGGGGACCUGUGAGGUGAAAUACUGCGGGGCUGACAAGAAGAUAAUCAAUGGCAAAUGUCCCUUCAUCUAUCACUGUUGUGUGAAACAAUAGGGAAAGAGGGAGGAAGGACGCCAAGAGGCAUCUUUGUUUGACCAGAGGAGCGGCCUUCAAUUCAGGCUCCAUCUUCUUGUCGAGACACCCAUGACCCGGAAGCAUUACCACAUGAAUCACAUUAAUAAAAGAUGUUGCACA